This is a messenger RNA of Epinephelus lanceolatus (giant grouper), 2322 nucleotides long. It is a transcript of the gene ube2r2, whose product is annotated as ubiquitin-conjugating enzyme E2R 2. The record is from RefSeq and is a predicted model, not a curated record. Lineage: Eukaryota; Metazoa; Chordata; Actinopteri; Perciformes; Serranidae.
UGAUAGCCGGAAGCACCGAUGGGAGGAAAAUAAAAAUCGAUUAAAUCCACUGUAAUUCGCGAGUGUAAACCACUCACUUACUGUCCUUUUCGCGACCGUGGGCUCGAAUUUCUCAGCCUUUUCCACUGCCACUGUGCCGGAGGGGACGGCCGAGAGCAGGGAAGCUGCCCCAUUUGAACGAAGUUGCUCGGUAGGGGUUUAGCUGACGUGUGGAGAAGUUGAGACUGCCAGAGAGCAGAUAAACAAACAUAAACAAGCAGGGAACAGCUGAGCGCCUGGCCGAACCGAACCAGCAGCACGGAGAGAUGUCAGGGAGGGCGAGUUUCCUCUUGCCAGCCCAAGAAUGAUCCACAGGAGACCGUGACUUACACUGAUACUAGCUCCAUGUCAACUGUCAACACUGGCACACAAAGAAUUUCGGAAACACAACACGAGGACCAGCCAUAGGCUUUAGCAGAGAAUCCACUGCUCCUGUCACUGUCUCUUUGUCAAGACAUAGCCAGGCUAGCAUGGACAGCCAAUGAGUUUACCUGCCAGUUGUCAGCUGUAACGACACGAACACACAGUACAGUGCAAGGAGACAGAGAAGUGGGAUCAACAUGGCCCACCAGGCGACCCCUAGUUCCCAGAAGGCCCUGAUGAUGGAGCUGAAGUCUCUGCAGGAGCAGCCGGUGGAGGGCUUCCGCAUCACUCUGGUGGAGGAGUCUGACCUCUACAACUGGGAAGUGGCCAUCUUCGGGCCCCCAAACACCCUGUAUGAGGGAGGCUACUUUAAGGCUCACAUCAAGUUCCCAGUGGACUAUCCGUACUCUCCACCGACCUUCCGCUUCCUCACCAAGAUGUGGCACCCCAACAUCUACGAGAACGGAGAUGUGUGCAUCUCCAUCCUGCACCCUCCUGUCGAUGACCCUCAGAGUGGGGAGCUGCCCUCUGAAAGGUGGAACCCCACCCAAAACGUCAGGACUAUCCUGCUCAGUGUGAUCUCUCUGCUCAAUGAGCCCAACACCUUCUCCCCGGCUAAUGUGGAUGCGUCUGUCAUGUUUCGCAAGUGGAGGGACAGCAAAGGCAAGGACAAGGAGUAUGCAGAGAUUAUCAGGAAGCAGGUAAUGUCAACAGCAGCGGAGGCUGAGCGUGAUGGCGUCAAGGUGCCGACCACGUUGGCAGAGUACUGCGUCCAGACCAGGGUUCCCUCCCAGGACAGCAGUUCAGACCUUCUCUAUGACGACCUCUAUGAUGACGACAUGGAGGAGGAGGAUGAGGAGGAAGACGAGAGUGAGAUGGAGUCCGUAGGAGAAGCCGGGGGAUUCAGCACCGCAGAGGACGGUGGGACGUCCACCAGACGUUACGACAACCAGGACGACUCUGGCAAUGAAGACUCAUGAUGAUCUGGAUGAUGACUCCUCCCUGCCAACCCCCCUGGCCCCCCAAUACCCUCCUUAUUUUACGUGUUCCGUUACGAUUUUCAGUGUGUGGGUGUGCGUGUGUGUGUGUGUGUGUGUGUGUGUGUGUGUGUGUUUGCAAAUACAGUGGGGUCAAAAGUCAACUGCCAAAAACGUUUCAUCAUUUAUUAAACUGAUACAAAUAAUUGGUCAAAUAAUAGUUCAAUGUUAUUAACAUACUUUUUCCGAGAAAGGUUUGUUGAUUGUUUUCACUGAAAGUCAGAUUUGGUGUUUCCACCGUUUGCCUUAAUUACAGCUUGCACUCUGUCUGGCAUCAGAUGUUUUGCAGAGAACUGAAAUUAUUCCAGCACUUUUUGAGAGCACCGCCAAGUGUGUUUGUUGUUACGUUUUUUCUUGGCUUUUUUUUUUGUUUGUUUGUAAAUGUUGCAGUCGAGGAUGCAGAAAUGAUGGCAUGCCUCUGCAGAAUAGCGUGGAUUUACUCUUUGGUCAGUGUGUGAUUGACCAUGUGCAAGUUACUGACUCCAGAUGAGGCAAAACAUCCCCACACCUGCACAUUUGCAUCAUCUUGUUUAACUCUAGUUACUGUUUUUAACUGUAGUUCAUAUGCCCUGUUGUAUUACUCUUUCAUGCAACCAACUCACACACAUCUCUGUAAGUUGUUUGGUUGCAACCAUGUUUCAAACUAAAGUUUCUGCAAGUCUUAAACAGUGAAAUGAUAGUAUGCUUAAAUCUAAGCUAAACCAUUAGACAACUUCUGCUGUGAAAGAAGUGGCUUAGUGACUGUGAUAGUUUGUUAGUCCUGUAAAGGGACAGUUGACCCCCAAAUCAAAUAUACUUAUUUUUCCUCUUAACUUUAGUGCUGUUUAUCAGUCUAGAUUGUUUUGGUGUGAGUUGCUAAGUGCUGGAGAUCGCAGCCGUAGAU